Acanthopagrus latus (yellowfin seabream) is the source of this 4054-nucleotide messenger RNA. It is a transcript of the gene yme1l1b, whose product is annotated as YME1-like 1b. The record is from RefSeq and is a predicted model, not a curated record. Gene Ontology annotation, cellular component: mitochondrial inner membrane. NCBI's taxonomy places the organism in Eukaryota, Metazoa, Chordata, Actinopteri, Spariformes, Sparidae. Gene Ontology annotation, biological process: mitochondrion organization; protein quality control for misfolded or incompletely synthesized proteins. Bases 185 to 2329 code for a protein of 714 amino acids. The transcript is spliced from 18 exons. Gene Ontology annotation, molecular function: metalloendopeptidase activity; ATP hydrolysis activity; ATP binding.
GACACAGAAAUGUGUCACAGCGCUGCAGAGGUCACAUCCGGUUUGUUUUCGGCUGACAGAUUGCCGCUGUAGUUCGCUGUUUGAAUUGCUAUGCCUGCCACAGAGGGAUAAAGUGAAAGAAACACGGAGCAGACAGGAACGGUGGUGCAACUUGGACAUUUUAACGACCAGUGAGGGUUUAAAGAUGUUUUCUUUGACCGUGCAACCUCAGGUGACUGUAACUCUGAGCCACCUCAUCAAUGUCCUCCACUCCAUGAAGAGCUCAGUGGGCAGCAGCAGUGUCACCUGCGCUCAAAGGAAACACAAGGAGCAUGCCCCAGACUCAGAUCGACACUGCACAGAGCCCAUGUGGACCCUGCGUGAGCUUGGCUUAUCAGACCUGGGAGCGCAGCAGCUGGAUGAGCUUGUGAGCCGCGUGUUACCACGUUUGAGUCCAGAGGAGGUGCCACUUGCAUUGGGUGGACAGACGGCCUGGAAGACGUCACAUCUUUCUACGCCUUCGUUUUUUUACAAUAAGCAUGGCUUCUCAUCUGGUGCAGCAGCCCCAGUGUUUUCCAGGCAGCACCCUUCACCUCUUCAAGCUGUCGGCAUAGAGCUACAACACUGGCCAGUGUGGGUCCAGAGCAGAGGCUUUAAAACUUUAAGGAAAGGCAGACGAAUGCAGUUAGCUGCUGACCGCCCGUUGGAAUCUGAAGGGUUCACACCAUCUUUUAUGAAGGGCUUCCUGACACGUGACAGGGGGAUUGAAGUUGAAAGUCUAGACGGCCUGUUGAAGAAAAAGAACGUACCUGAAGGGCAGCAGGAUGCUUUCAAGAGGGGCUUCGCUGAAGGUUUCCUGAAAGCCCAAGCCUUGACACAACGCACACAAGACUCUCUCAGGAGGACUCGUCUCAUCUUGCUGGUGCUGCUUCUUGUCGGGCUCUAUGGUAUCUCAAAGACCCCCUUCAUAUCGGUGCGGUUCCGAACCACAUCAGGCCUGGACUCUGCAGUCGACCCCGUCCAGAUGAAAAAUGUGACGUUUGAGCACGUCAAAGGGGUUGAGGAAGCCAAGAACGAGCUGCAGGAAGUGGUGGAGUUCCUGAAAAACCCGCAGAAGUUCACAGUGUUGGGUGGAAAGUUGCCAAAAGGUGUGCUACUGGUUGGCCCUCCAGGAACCGGAAAGACUCUACUGGCCAGAGCUGUGGCAGGAGAGGCAGAUGUUCCUUUCUACUACGCCUCAGGAUCUGAGUUUGAUGAGAUGUUUGUUGGAGUGGGAGCCAGCCGCAUCAGGAACCUUUUCAGGGAAGCUAAAGCCAAUGCUCCCUGCGUGAUCUUCAUAGAUGAACUGGACAGUGUGGGUGGCAAAAGGAUUGAGUCUCCCAUGCACCCAUACUCCCGACAGACUAUCAACCAACUACUUGCUGAGAUGGACGGGUUCAAACCAAAUGAAGGUGUGAUCAUCAUUGGAGCAACCAACUUCCCGGAGGCUCUGGAUAACGCCCUGAUCCGCCCAGGACGUUUUGACAUGCAGGUUACUGUCCCCAAACCAGACGUGAAAGGACGCACAGAGAUCCUCAACUGGUAUUUGAAGAAAAUUAAAGUGGAUCCAGCUAUUGAGGCCAAGAUUAUUGCCCGGGGCACGGUCGGCUUCUCUGGCGCUGACCUGGAAAAUCUGGUGAACCAGGCGGCCCUGAAGGCAGCAGUGGAUGGCAAAGACAUGGUCACCAUGAAGGAGCUGGAGUUCGCUAAAGACAAAAUCCUCAUGGGCCCUGAGAGAAGGAGUGCAGAAAUAGACAACAAGAACAAACGCAUCACGGCGUACCAUGAAUCAGGCCACGCCAUCGUAGCUUACUACACCAAAGAUGCAAUGCCGAUCAACAAGGCCACCAUCAUGCCCAGAGGCCCCAGUCUGGGACAUGUGUCCAUGCUCCCAGAUGAUGAUCGUUGGAGUGAGACCCGCUCUCAGCUGCUCGCCCAGAUGGACGUCAGCAUGGGCGGCCGGGUAGCAGAGGAGAUCAUAUUUGGUCAUGAGAACAUCACAACUGGUGCAUCGAGCGACUUUGAUAGUGCCACAAAGAUCGCUAAGAUGAUGGUGACCAGGUACGGAAUGUGUGAAAAGCUGGGUGUGAUGACCUAUACCGACAUAACAGCCCAGAGCCCAGAGACGCAAGCAGCUGUGGAGCAUGAAAUCAGGGUGUUACUGAAGGAGUCUUACGAGCGAGCCAAAGCCCUGCUGAAGUCUCACACCAAAGAGCACAAGAACCUGGCAGACGCUCUGCUCAUGUAUGAGACGCUGGACGCCAAAGAGAUCCAGCUGGUGCUGGAGGGCAAGACCCUGGAAACCAGAUGAAACCAGCGAGGACGGCAACAGUCGGGGGCUGCGGCUUGGGGAAGGGGUCAGAUUUUAAGAGCUCAGGGUGAACUCAAUUCACGAGCAGCAAAUCAGAAGAGGAUGAAUUCACGGCCUGCGCUGACAAAUUUUCACGCGGGACUGUGACGGAUCUUCAUGCUGUCACCUUUUGUGUAAUCUCAUCAGUGUUCCCAGAUAAGUAGUUCUGUUAUAUGAAACAUAAACAUGACGCUCCAGAGUUUUAAGGUUCAUUGUUUGUGAUGAAGGUUAUGGGAUUAUAUGCCUCAUGAUAAGGAUGUUGCUGAGGUCAUGUAAUUGGAUGGUCGGAGGAAAUAAUGCUGAUGUGAUUAUACAGCUCAAACGUGAAAAAGGCAUCUGAAAAGGAUUCUUUUUUUACUUUAGUUUAAAUUUGGUCACAUUCUGCUCAGCCAGGUGUUGAUGGAUUUCUAGUCUGUCAGUGGAUAACACUGGUGUCUUUAUCCCAAAGAGCUAAUGUGUCAUGACGGCUAGAUUUUAACCCUCAACUCCUAUUUGUCACUCGUCUUCCAGUGUUUAUGGUCGUAUACUCUACUUCAGCUUGUGUGCUACUCAAUUCGGCUCCUUCAACUGUGAUGACGGGGUGCUGACACUUUGACGAUCAUGCACAAACCCUCUCCUGUCCUGCUCUACCCCCCUGCAUACAUCCCUGUUGCUUAUUUUUAAAGGUGGCCUUUUUUGGGGGAAUGUACUGCAAGUGUGAACCUUUUUUCUUUCGAAGUACAGUAGGACGUGUAUUGCGUCUCAGCACUUUGGGUAAGUGUACAAAAAAAAAGCACUUAUGCACUCUUCAUUUAAUUUAUUUCAUGUACGCUGCGUGUACAGAUGGAUCAAAAACCCGCCGCUCAGCCUCCCAAAGCACGUCGCAAAUACAAGCUGUGCUUUAUGUAGUGAUUUUAACCCUGCGACGUUCACCUGUUUUGUUUAAAAUGUCUGAAAUUGUGAAAAACCUUUCAGCAAAAUAUCAGUUUGAUGAUUGCGAAUGAGUGGAUUAAAGACUCUUUAUCUUCAGAUUAUUCAAACAACAAGGCUGUGUCUGUGAGGUAUUGUCUAUUGCUGUCUCCCUCAUGCUUUAAGGCAGAGGGAUUUCUCACAUGUAGUGCUAUUUACCUUUCUGUCUCAACACAUUUAGCACAGUGCAGAGGAAGAAAGAUGUCGGUGUUCGGUGCUCACAGGCUGCUGCUCUGUGUACAAGGAUGUUAAACUGUAGCAAGUCUAAUUGCAACAUCCUUGAUUCUGAAUAAGACAGCUGUUCAACACAGAUUGUGGGUAGACUUGCAGUUGCGCCUCUGUUUGUAAUAUUGAAUGUCUCUGUUUUCCAGUGCAGCAGCAACCAUGUAUGUAAUCCAUAUUUUAGCAUUUUGGAACAUUGGUUUGAUUGAAGGUGUAGCUCUUUCAAGAUGUCUACCAGCAUACCUUCUACUUCAUAGUGUGAACUUCACCUGCUUUUUUGUUGUUGUGUCAAUUCAACACUAUUUCUUCUGUUUAUUAGGCUUUUAUCUUUGCUUAGCUGUAUAUAUGAUUGGGAGUGGGAACAUUGUACAUAGAUGUAUAGGAAUGCUUUUAUGCUCUAAGCACAUAGAAUGGCUCUCUGCUGUUGAUUGAUGAAAUCUCUCGACAAUGUGAAGGCAGUAGUUGAUGAAUGUUUGUGCAGCUGAAAUAAAUAAAAAGCCCACAUAAAAAAAAAAA